Molecule: messenger RNA, 1558 nt
Organism: Drosophila navojoa
Lineage: Eukaryota; Metazoa; Arthropoda; Insecta; Diptera; Drosophilidae
Gene: Ccz1
Product: vacuolar fusion protein CCZ1
Biological process (GO): vesicle-mediated transport
Cellular component (GO): Mon1-Ccz1 complex; intracellular membrane-bounded organelle
Source: RefSeq, a predicted model, not a curated record
CAUGGAUACGUUUCGUGGUGACUGUCAAAAAGUGCAAGACAAAUAAAUUUCAAUCGGUAAAAGUGAAUGCUUCCCGUUUAUUUCGGACAAAAGAAAUCUGUUAGUGAACGUGCAGACGAAAUGGCCAAGGUAUUGCAGCGUGUGGAAAUCACGCUGCGUAGCUUCUAUGUAUUCAAUUCCAAUCUAAGCCAGAAAGAGGGAGAGGAGCACAAGAAAAUUCUGUUUUAUCAUCCAAAUGAUAUUGAACUAAAUACAAAAAUUAAAGAUGUGGGUCUUAGCGAAGCCAUCAUUACAUUCACGGGAACGUUUACCAGCGAGGAUGAUUGUAAGGCUUUGCAUACGCAAAAGACAACCCAACUUUUCUAUCAGCCAGAACCAGGCUUCUGGCUUGUGAUGGUGCUCAAUGUCCCCAAGGAGGUGAAGCUCAAGGAAGGCGUCGAGGUGGCUGAUUAUAGAGGGGGCGAAGUUUCAGAUAGGAUAUAUCAAGCUGUCUUAAGGCAAUGCUAUCAUAUGUAUCGCUUUCAUCAUGGUCCACUCCAAACGAAGCUAACAUCCAGCCCAGGCAGCGAGGAGGCAGAGGAGCAACGCCAACAGUUGGCGGCAGAGCUGAAAAAAUUCUAUGGUCGCUAUUUGGCUACACUCAAGGAUCUGGCUCAGUGUGAUAUCAUGGAUAUGCUGCACUCCAUUCAGUACCUUGCUCUAGACAAAAGUCUCUUUUUGCGCGCUCAUAACUUUAGCAUGCUAUGCGAUACCUUCACAGCGGUCAAAGAGUGCGUGAUGUUCUACAACGACCAAGUUGUCUGUGGAGGCAAAUUGGCUGCCAGCGACUUGUAUAGCUUGCAUGCGUAUGUCCUGGGAACAGCUUCAGCAUCUGGAUCUGAGGAUGCCUUUCGUUCGGGUGCAUUUGUACUCGAAGGAGGAAAGCCAAUCGCAACUGAAGUCUACUUGGAUUUAGAUAAGCAAAUUAGGCCGCAUUGUUUGCUCAUAUAUCGCGCAUUGAAUGUUACGCUUUGUCUUUUUGUGGAUGGUAAACAAAUGUUCUAUAAUUACUUCAAUAUUUAUCUAAAUGUAAAUUUCUUUAUAGCGGUUCCUACGCAGGAGUUCUAUGAAGAGCUGAACGCCUAUUUGGGUCCACAGCUCAGCUGCCUGGCUAAGGACAUUGCCACCGCCUCGAAGCUGAAUGCGAGUGCAUCUGCAACGACUGCGGCUAACCAUGACGAUGGAUCUGCCAAAUAUUUGUUUAUCAACGAGCAAAGCCUCAAGCAUCAUACUAAUAUCCAUCGAAAUGCAAAGAGCAUACCACGGAAUGUAAUGAGUAUCAUUGCAGAUCUUGCUAAUCCCAUACAAGAAAUUGCUGCCGCCGAGGAGCUGCAGGUGAAGACAACGAAUGACUAUUGGAUUGUGAAGCGUCGUUGCAAUUGGCGACAAUAUUAUGUGAUCCUCAGCAAAAGUAAGGCAACAACGCUGCUCGAUGUGACACAGGAGGCAAAGCGUAUAUUUGAACAGGAGCUCACAGAUGAUGUAUUUUUUGACAAAUAAAAAGUAAUAACAGAUAAAU